CUUCAGAUGACCAUACUCUGGUUGUUUUUCCUCCUUCAAGCAGCACAUGCGGGCAAAAUUACUGAAGAAGAGAAUUUGAAGCUGAAGAAAAGGUGCAGCAAGUUUGCAGUGGCACCCAACGUGUACAAGCGAUAUCGAGAAAACCAAUUAAAAUAUCCCUUUGUGUUCGCUACGUCCUGGACUGAUAAUGGGUCCCAUAGCCCACCUUUAUGUAGCGGCGUGCUGAUUUCAUCUCGCCACAUUCUGACCGCCGCACAUUGCUUAGUCAUGGAUGAAAAGGAGACAUGUAAACAAAGAUCGGCUUUACAAGAAACUCCCGCCCAAAAUGUUGGUGUUUUUCAAAGUUCCUGCAGUACUGAGGAAUGCUGGAUGGGGAAGGAUGUUGCCAAAGUAGCAGUUGUACAUAAACACCAAAACUUCGACGUGGAUGAAUUUUGUGACAAGAGAACAACAUAUGAUAUGGGUAUGAUCGAGCUCGAGCAGGACAUACCAGAUUUCAAGCCUAUUUGUAUGCCCCAAGAGCAUGAUAUCAUUCCUCAAAGGCUUAUAUCCAUUGGAUACGGAAAUUAUAGUAACGAUUAUUCUAUAAAAGCCGUGGUUUACGAAAGCGUAAAUGAAGACCCCGAUAUGAAAGAUACACUCUUGGCGUAUACUAACCGUAGGAAUGAAUCAACACUCCAUGGAGACAGUGGUGGGCCAUUGCUUCAGGUACGAGGAGGGAAAUACUAUCUUGUUGGCAUAACAUCGAAAUCUACGAAGCCACCUGCAAAGGAGUUUGUAGGCUAUUUCGUCGAUGUGCGAAAGAAACUGAAAUGGAUUUGCGAUGAGACUGGAGUCUGCCCGCUUACUGAUUCUGGAGAAAGCAAGAAACCACCCUCAGAAGAGGAGGAAUCGUCCUAAGAAGCCAUUUUCUGACAACGUUCACGACGAAUGAAAGAAGCAAAUAUUGUGGAGAUGUGAACAAAUAACGUUGUCUGUUGCCGAUAAACAUUUUUGCAUCA
This is a messenger RNA of Cylicocyclus nassatus, 1001 nucleotides long. NCBI's taxonomy places the organism in Eukaryota, Metazoa, Nematoda, Chromadorea, Rhabditida, Strongylidae. The record is from the annotation of a GenBank genome assembly.